AUGAGUACGAAUACAAAUAACUUAAGGAAUUAUGACUCUCAGAUUGCAGGUCAUACAGAAGAUACACCUGGAACAGAGGGAUUACCACCAUUCUUGAUGUCAUCUGAUGGUUAUGUCUACAAACCUGUACCAGGCAAGCGUGGAAAGAAGGAAGUUGACUUCUACCAACAAACAGUAUCCACACUACAUCAACAGACCAUCCAUCAGUUCUUGGCAAAGUUUGACAAGGUCAUACAAGUGAACGAUAUUGAGUACAUGGGACUUGAGGACUUGACGUAUCCUUAUCACAAGGAUAGUGUUUGUGUUGCUGAUAUAAAGAUGGGAAUGAGGACUUAUGACAGCACUGCCACACCAGAGAAGAUCAAGUAUGAGGAGCACAAGUCAGUAAACACAACAACAUCAUCAUUGGGAUUCCGUUUCUGUGGUGCAAAGUUACAUCAUCCAGAGACACAUGAGAUAUUGAGAUUGGAUAAGAAUUGGGGCAAGGACAUGACAAAGGAGAAUAUGUUGAAGGAUGGCCUUGAGAGAGUGUUCAAGUGCGGUGGACAGGGAGUGGUGUUGGCAUUCAUAGAGAGGUUGGAGGUACUACUUGAUUGGUUCAAGAAUCAGAAUAGGUCAAUGGCAUUCUACUCUUCAUCAUUGUUAUUCAUAUAUGGCAAGGUUAGAGAUGGUUCUCAACAAGAUGUUACAACAAUGAUCUCACAAGACACUGGAAUCACCAUCAAGAUGAUUGACUUUGCACAUGUAGACCAUCUCACUGGACCAUCAACAACACAACAAUUGUGUUUGGACACAAGUUACAUUCAUGGACUUGAGAACCUCAUCAACUUGAUGAAACAACUU
This is a messenger RNA of Acytostelium subglobosum LB1, 843 nucleotides long. RefSeq lists its product as hypothetical. The transcript is spliced from 3 exons. NCBI's taxonomy places the organism in Eukaryota, Evosea, Eumycetozoa, Acytosteliales, Acytosteliaceae. Gene Ontology annotation, cellular component: cytoplasm; nucleus. Gene Ontology annotation, biological process: inositol phosphate biosynthetic process. The record is from RefSeq and is a predicted model, not a curated record. The annotation marks the transcript as partial. Gene Ontology annotation, molecular function: inositol tetrakisphosphate kinase activity; inositol-1,4,5-trisphosphate 3-kinase activity.